Molecule: messenger RNA, 1179 nt
Organism: Thamnophis sirtalis
Lineage: Eukaryota; Metazoa; Chordata; Lepidosauria; Squamata; Natricidae
Source: RefSeq, a predicted model, not a curated record
CGUCGCGCCUCCCAGUCGCUUCGCCUGCAACGUUCACGGAUCUUAGCUGUGGUGGCGGCCGUCGCUCUCCCGCGCUCUCCGUGGAGCCCUGCGUCCUCCUGACCAGUCUAUGGUGUUUCCUGGAGCCCCCGGCCCCGUCAUGUCGCGCUCGGAAGAGGUGCAUCGGGUCACCGAGAAUGUCUACAAGACAAUCAUGGAACAAUUUAAUCCUAGCCUCCGGAACUUCAUAUCCAUGGGAAAGAACUACGAAAAGGCCUUGGCAGGUGUGACAUAUGCUGCAAAAGGAUAUUUUGAUGCCCUGGUUAAAAUGGGAGAAUUGGCCAGUGAAAGUCAAGGAUCAAAAGAAUUAGGGGAUGUCCUGUUCCAGAUGGCUGAAGUCCAUAGACAGAUUCAAAAUCAGUUAGAAGAGAUGCUGAAGUCCUUCCACAAUGAACUACUAACACAGCUUGAGCAGAAAGUAGAGCUAGAUUCACGGUAUUUAAGUGCUGCACUAAAGAAGUACCAGACCGAGCAAAGGAAUAAAGGGGACGGAGUAGAGAAAUGCCAGGGUGAAUUAAAGAAGCUUCGGAAGAAGAGCCAAGGAAGCAAAAAUCCUCAGAAGUAUUCAGAUAAGGAGCUGCAGUUUAUUGAAGCAAUGACCAAUAAACAAAGUGAACUGGAGAACUAUGUAUCUGAUGGUUUCAAGAUGGCACUCACAGAAGAGAGGCGGCGAUUUUGUUUCCUGGUGGAGAAGCAGUGUGCAGUGGCCAAAAAUGCUCUUACGUAUCACUCCAAGCGAAUGUCUGCACAAGAGACCAUUCCAGUAAUGAACGGUGUCUCAGGCUCAGAAGGUGAAGAUUACAGUCAUUGGUCUGACCGAAAGCCGCCUCAGCCGAAGUCCUUAUCCCCACCACAAACUCAGAAGCAAUUGAGUGAUUCUUACUCCAAUACUCUCCCUGUGCGUAAAAGCGUAAUGCCGAAAAACAGCUAUGCAGCCACUGAAAACAAGACACUUCCCCGUUCCAGUUCCAUGGCAGCAGGAUUAGAAAAAAAUGGCCGAACAAGAGUGAGAGCCAUUUUCUCUCAUGCUGCUGGUGACAACAGCACCCUUCUGAGCUUCAAGGAGGGGGACCUUAUUACGUUGCUAGUGCCUGAGGCCCGAGAUGGCUGGCAUUAUGGAGAGAGUGAAAAGACCAAAUU